AGAUGGUCAUCAUUCUUGCUUCCAUACAAGAUGUUGAGACAUCAAGUCAGAAGUAUUUCACUACCUUGGUGUGACUUGUUAAACCACAUUUAGGACCCAGCUUCUCAGUGGACAUCGUUGUUCACAGCAUAACUCCCCUGGACCUGGUUGCAGUUGGAAACAUUCAUCAGCUCUGAAAGUGCUCUCCAAGAUGAGAAGUGAGGCAUUGCGGAAAGGAGGAGUCUUCUCACAAGUAUGCAAAGGCUUUUCUGAGCCACGGUUCACAUGCAGGGUAAAUCCCUCCUGCACACUGCAGACACAGGGAUCACAGCCAGCCUUGGAACUGCUUCUUCUACAGUCCUCUCGUCAGAAACAGCAAGCACUGGCCUACGGAUUGUCACUGUUGCAGUGGGAGGAACAGAGUCUGCUGCUAUCAAACAGGCCUGCAAUUUUCUGGGAGCCAUGAGCUAAAGGCAGAGUUGAUGAAAAAGAGUUCAAGUAAGAAAUAAGAGGGGAUAUCAUUUAAGAGGGAUCAUUAGCUGAGAGCAGCCCGGCUGGGUCGAGGCUGGGAGGCGGGGACGCAGUUGCAAGCAGUGGAGCAAGGUGGAGGCACGAAGACAGAAGACCAGGCUAAUGAAAGCAUGAGGUGGCUCUUGGGCAGCAGCUUGAAAAAAUUUGGACACGCUGACAGGGGAAACUAUGACUGGCUAAACAGUGAACCUGGUGGGCCACUUCUGGAAACAGAGCUUCAGAGCAGACAACAGACAAGUUCAACCAAAGAUGACAUAGAACCAUUUCUGUGCAUCAUACUGCCUGCCACCAUGAUGCUCUUCCUGGCAUUCCUGCUGCUCUUCCUGUACCGCCGUUGCCAGCGCCCCACUCAGCAGGGGCAGAUCUUCAGCAUUGACCUUCCUGAGGCCCUGCCUGAACAUGAUGUGUCCAAUUUCCUUUCUGCACUGCCCUGGAACAGUGAACAGAGUUUCCACUACUCCACACUGGUCCCUGAUGCCACAUUCCUCUCUGUGUGUUUACCUCCAUCGUAUGAGGAGGCCACCAUGAAGACUUCCAUGGAAGAGGCUCACAUUGAGCUCUCUCCAGACCCAGUGCCUCCUUAUGAAGAGAGCACAGUGCAGACCAGCAGCGCCAAAUAAACUUUCUAUGGAAGCACCUUAGCUGAAGCAUGCAACCCCCUCAAGGCACAAGGGUAGAACUGCUAUGGCCUUUAAAAUUCGUGAAAAGAUUCCAAAUGAGGCACCAAACCAAUGAAUUUAUGCAGGAAGAAACUUGAAGUAACAGGGAAUGAGUCUCUUCACCUCGUCCUAGGACUCUCUACCUUCCAUUUGUGGCAAGUCUACACAUGGUAUAGCACCAAAUCUGACCCAGACUGGCAGCAUGGGUAUUCCAGUUAACAAACAUGUCAUGAAAGGAUUAAACUUAAGGAAAGUUGAGAAGCUGUUCCUCUGCCAUCCAUCACCUACAAAGAAAUUUCAAUAAUGUUAUAGAUUCACUUGUCACAAAAAGGGCUUUUAGCACAUGCCUAUUUCAGUUUGGAGGUUUUUUCUAUGUGUUUAUUUUCAAUUGAGUCUUUGACAAGCUUAGUCACUCCAUCUGUGUGUGUUAACAUCACAUCAUUCUGCAGUGCUCUGGAAUGAUCACAACAACUCUCAGGAAAGCAAAUAAAUAUAUAAUAUAUACAAAAUUUCCAGCAACUGUCUCCAAAGGUUCUAAUGUGCACUGUGGAUACAGGCUGUCUUUUCUCACAGUUGAACAAUGAGAACAAUCAGAGAAGAUCUGAUUGUUCUGGGUGUGGAAGAUUCCAUACAAGAGCACAUUCACACUAUUACUGCAAGCUUCCUGCCAAGGUCUGCAAGGUGCCAAUGUUCCAGUCUACUCGCUUGACUUCUUUUCCAAUUUACAAGUCUAAAAUAAUAAACCAUGUGACUUUUUUGGUGCAGUGUGUAAAGAAGCUGAAGAAAAAUUAAUAAAUUCAAAUGCACCAAAAAAAUCUGGUCUGUAUUU
Molecule: messenger RNA, 1998 nt
Organism: Chiroxiphia lanceolata (lance-tailed manakin)
Lineage: Eukaryota; Metazoa; Chordata; Aves; Passeriformes; Pipridae
Gene: SMIM28
Product: small integral membrane protein 28
Exons: 4
Coding region: 621-1130 (169 amino acids)
Source: RefSeq, a predicted model, not a curated record